AUGGAGGAGCAGGCGUUAUCGCAGCAUCCCCUGCUGGAUGGGCGAGAUGGCCUCCCUCCCAUUGAAGACCGGUCGAUCCUCGGAUACUUUGUUUUCAAGCAGGAAGUAAAUCUCGAGGUCAACUUUCGAGAUCGACGCAUCGAUGGCACGACGAAUAUUUUUAUUGUUACCUUCGUCGAUAAAGCCGUCGAAGAAAUCUUACUCGACGCUGCCCAGUGCGAAAUCGACACAAAUAACAUAACCGUUACCGAAAUGCGAGAGAUAGAUGGGGAAGCCGUCGAAGGUCAGAAGCGUAAGGUGACUGCUGAAUACCGCGAUCCCUACCAGAAACUCGCACACCCCAAGGGCUGGAACUGGAGGGCCGACCAUCAUGAUCUGCGGCGUAUCCGCGCCCGUUCGAUUUUUCACAGCCGCAAAACCGACGUACCCGCCGAAAAUAGAGGAUUCGAGGGCUCUACGCCGGCUUACGGCUCGCUCAAGGUGAAUUUCCGUGGCAAAGGAGAGCAGGAACGACCAAGGUUGAUUAUAAGAAAAUCAAUGUCGAAUCUGGAUGCCGUGGAAAAAUCCCACAAGCAAUUCAAGAUUACCAUACCGUUUACGAACAAGAAUCCCAGAGAUGGCCUGCAUUUUGUUGGUGUCGAUCCGCUGGACAACAGAUUUACACACAUGUACACUCGCCAUUCGAUCCAGCCGGGAACUGCGUGCUGCAUAUUCCCCUGUGUUGACGACCAUGGCGCUCGGUGUGAUUGGAGGAUAUCCAUCAAAUAUCCGCGAACGCUUGGUGAUGCCCUUCAACAGGCUCUCGCAACCAAGAAAGAUGGAGCGUCUCACAACGGCGUGGACAAAGCGCAAACUGAUGGCAAUGACCUACACUUCAAACUUGCCGAGGAAGACAAGCUGCGAGAAAUGUCUGUUGUCUGCUCUGGUUUCCUUAUGGAAGAGACAGUUGAUCCCGAAGACGACCACAAAAAGAUAAUGAUAUUUGAGCCGGAGAAGCAAGUCUCUGUGCAAAAGCUUGGCUUUGCCAUUGGCCCCUUUGAACAUAUUAACCUCUCAUCAGAGUCCAGAACCGAGGAGGAUGAGGUGAAACUUGGGAUGAGUGCGUUGAAGAUUCACGCCUACUGCUUGCCCAACCGAGCCGAUUGGGUUCGCAAUACUGCUGCAGCCCUGACUAUGGCUGCCGACUUCUUUACCUAUACCUUUGCCAAAUACCCAUUUGGCAAUUUCAAAGUCUGCUUCCUCGACGACAUGGUUGAGGACACGGUAGCACUGCACUCCCUGGCCUUCAUCAGCAACCGAUUGUUGUAUCCUGAGGAUAUUAUUGAUCCGGAGAUUGAGACGACGAGGAAAAUUGUACACACUUUAACCUCUCAAUGGAUUGGAAUCAACAUGAUUCCCAACACGCGCAACGACAUGUGGCUCGUGGUUGGCAUCGCUCAUUACAUGACGGAUCUGUUCAUGAAGAAGCUCUGUGGCAACAAUGAUUACAGAUUCCGAAUGAAGAUGAUGGCGGACAAGCUUGUCGAGUUGGAUGUCAAUCGGCCUUCACUGGCAGAUCUUGGACCUAACCUCCACUUGGGCGAAUUUGAGAUGGAGUUCAUGGCACUGAAAGCACCAAUUGUGUUUUUUAUCCUUGACAAGCGGCUUAGCAAAGCGUCCGGUGGCCACGGAUUGACUCGCAUCCUGCAGAAACAUUUGACCAGGGCUCAGAUUGAGGGGAGUGACAAAUUCCUCGUUCUGGAUUCCGAAAAGUUUAGAGCUACGUGCGAAAAGGCUGCCAAAUACCGCCUCGAAAGCUUCUGGAACCAAUGGGUAUACGGCUCUGGCUGCCCGCGUUUCGAUGUCAAGGCCAAAUUCAAUAAGAAGAGGCUUUGUGUCGAGUUGAUGCUUAUACAGGUGCAGCAUCAAACUAGCAAGAAAACCGAACUCAGCAGGGACGACUUCUUGAGAGCUAUCAAAGAGAGAAGGGCGGAUCUCAAGACUGGUGAAGUGCAGCCACUGUUUACUGGACCCAUGACUGUUCGCAUACACGAGGCUGAUGGAACGCCGUAUGAGCACAUUCUGGAAAUUCGAGAGGAUGCAACUCGUUCUACCAAGUUUGAGAUUCCUUAUAACACCAAGUAUAAGCGUCUAAAGCGGACGCGUCGCAUGAAGGAAAAGCACAACGCAGGCGCGAGCAUGGAGAUACCUGAAAACACUGACGACGCCCUUCUUUACUGUCUCGGAGAUGUCCUUCAAAGCCCAGAGGAUCUUCGAGACUGGGAAUUGAUAGAAUGGGACCCGGAAACCGAGCGCAAGAUGGACCAAGAGUCUUAUGAGUGGAUCCGUGUCGAUGCUGACUUCGAGUGGGCAUGCAGCAUGAACAGAACUCUCGAGCCGUACAUGUAUGUGUCCCAACUUCAGCAAGAUAGAGACGUUGUUGCUCAACAAGAUGCAAUGUUGUAUCUGUCAACUGGCCCUCUUCAUCCAAUCGCAUCGGGGUUCCUCGUGAGAACGCUUGUUGAUCGCCGCUAUUUCCAUGGUAUUCGGACCAUGGCAGCGCAAGCCCUCACCAGGCAAGCCAACAUCAAAGAUAUACCGAUGCUUGGACUGCGACAGUUGAUGCGGGCUUUUCGCGACAUGUUUUGCUAUGACCAAACCAACCAACCUCUUCAAAACGACUUUUCCGAUAAGAGACAGUACAAUGUCCGCUGUUCAAUCAUCAAGGCUAUUUCUGAAGUUAGGGAUGGCACAAACUACUGUCCAUUCGAGGCCCGACAGUUCAUCUUGGACCAACUGCUCUUCAAUAACAAUGAGAAUAACCCUUAUUCUGACCAUCAUUAUAUUGCGAUGCUGGUUGAAUCGCUGGCCACCUCCCUCAUUCCGGCGCAGGCGGAUGAGUGGUUCAAACGCCAGGUCAAAGUGCCCACCGAUGAGGAACGUCAGUUUCUCGACGAGGCAAUGGAGCAGAUUGAACGAGUUCUCAGGCGUGACGAGUGGACAAACUCCUAUCAAAACAUAUGGACCAUCGCUGGGUUGGAUGCCAAGCAGCGCCUCAUGAAGGCAGAGGUAAUCCCAAUAAAUUACGCCGAUUUUGGCCAAUACUUGUUGGAUGGAACCCAUGAUCUUAUUCGUAUCAAAUGCUUUGAGGCUCUGAUUGAUCUUGGGGCACUUAUGGAUCCAACAGCGGUGGCUCGAGGGCUUGCAUCUAUUGCAUUCGGUGAAUACUCAAAGGCUGUUAAGAAUGAGCCUGCUCCGGAUGAGGCAGAUGCUUUGUUACUUAUUCAAGAUAGUGCAGAAGAAGUUGCUGCCAGAAAGGAAAAGUUUGCUCGAAAGGAAAAUCUGGAUGCCGCGCUCAAGGCUUUGAGAAGGGAAAUGGAAGAGACGUAUGCUACCGACGAGAGGCACUACAGCACUGCUAUGCGCAAGGCGUUGGAUCACCCCAACCUCGGACGAGCUGAAAUAGAAUCCCUUCUUGAACUGGCAGCUAUGAUGUUCGAAGAAGCUACAAGCUGGGUGCUCACUCUUAAUCUGCCCAAAGGAUGGAGGGUGGAGCGGCCGGUACAGCAGCUCUCGGAUCGGUUGAUGAUGAAUUUCAAGUCUUAUUACAAGACGAAGCUCAAGAAUGCAGCUCCUCCACCGCGACCCCCUAUGCCCGAGGCAAAAUUGCCCCCACCCCUACCCAAGGCAUCAUCAAUCAAGAUCAAUACGAAGGCCGCACAGCCAUUACCAUCGCCUCGGCCUACGCCCGUUUCAAAUUCAACACCCCCUAGUGAUACAAUAGUUGCUGCUUCUGUCGCCUCCCGUCCGGUCAACGGCAAUGGCACCCCUUCCAAACCAAUUAUCAAAUCGGAUGUUCAGGCAGGCGUACUGGCUAAGCGGCCUCGACCAGAAAAGGGCGAUAGCGUCCCGGCAUCAAAGAGACCCAAAGUGGAGUCACAGCCAUCAAAUCUCGACAAGAUUCCUGGUGCUCCCCCGAAAAAGCGUCACAUUGUCACUCUGAAAACUUCCAAUCCGAAACGGCUUGCCGUUAUUCUUGGCGUAUCGAAGAGUGCUUCAACUGCUUCUGCCAUGCCUGGCAGGACCGCCCUGCCCUCUGCAGCCCCCAAGGAACAACAUUCCUUCGGGUUAGCCAAGGACUUGAAUACGCCAAAGCCUCCGCGUAAGCCGCUACCCUCUGGAGAUAUAGUGAGAAAGCCCCUGCCAUCAGGUGGCUCAUUGCCGAGUCUCCCAGGUUCUACGACCAGCAAAAUAUUCGCAAAGCAUCGGCCCCCAAUGCCUGGGCCAAAAACGCUCAGCAAAUCACCA
Messenger RNA from Trichoderma virens Gv29-8, 4287 nucleotides. RefSeq lists its product as uncharacterized. The annotation marks the transcript as partial. The transcript is spliced from 3 exons. Gene Ontology annotation, molecular function: chromatin binding; transcription cis-regulatory region binding; RNA polymerase II general transcription initiation factor activity. The record is from RefSeq and is a predicted model, not a curated record. Gene Ontology annotation, biological process: transcription initiation at RNA polymerase II promoter. Gene Ontology annotation, cellular component: transcription factor TFIID complex. NCBI's taxonomy places the organism in Eukaryota, Fungi, Ascomycota, Sordariomycetes, Hypocreales, Hypocreaceae.